This is a messenger RNA of Nerophis ophidion (straightnose pipefish), 5723 nucleotides long. It is a transcript of the gene pld1a, whose product is annotated as phospholipase D1a. NCBI's taxonomy places the organism in Eukaryota, Metazoa, Chordata, Actinopteri, Syngnathiformes, Syngnathidae. Gene Ontology annotation, molecular function: D-type glycerophospholipase activity; phosphatidylinositol binding. Gene Ontology annotation, biological process: phosphatidic acid biosynthetic process; regulation of microvillus assembly; cell motility. The transcript has 27 exons. The record is from RefSeq and is a predicted model, not a curated record. Bases 247 to 3447 code for a protein of 1066 amino acids.
UCUGCCGUGAUUGGUCGCAGAGUUGAGUGGCCCCGCCCAGCUCUCCGAGACUUGGCUCACUUUCUUGUGGAAUACUUGAGAGGAAGAAGAAGAAGAAGAAGAAGAAGAAGAAGAAGAAGAAGAAGAAGAAGAAGAAGAAGGCGAGCCGACAUUCUUCUCCUCGUCCUGCGUCGUCAGAGCCGCAAUGUGGGCGUCGCGUCCACGGCAGGAGCAGGUGAGUCCUGCUCCACCUACCUGGUGCUAAGCAUGCUGACCAAGACUCCGCCCACCAUCAGCAACGUCAACCUGGUCAACGCAGAAAGCGCCGACGUGCAAGACGGAAUCAAGAUGGCCGACCUGGUGGAGAGCUUAGACGCCGGAGAGCUGGACUUUGACGAGGGAGAGGACGUGGACUACGAUGGAAACUGCCCCGGUGAUUGUGGUAUUCCCUUUUCUUGCGUGUACUCCACUGUGGGCUUCAAGGAGGCCAACGCCAGAGUCUUCCUGCCCAGCGUCCCCAUCAGCGCUCGCAUCCUGGAGGUGGAGCGCUUCACCAGCGCCCAGGACCGCUUCAACCUGUCUCACCACCGCAGCGUCAACAAGUCGCUGCCGGCCGUCUUCAAGCUGGAGAUGAAACACGGGGAGUUCACCUGGCUGGUGAAGAGGAAGGAGAAGCACUUCUUGGAGCUGCACAGAGAGCUCAGGACCUACAAGACCUUCAUGAGGAUUCCUCUGCCCUCACGAAGCCACACAGUGAGGAGGAGGACGGUGAGGAAGAGCGAGGUGAGGAAGAUACCUUCCCUGCCCAGAGGCGGAGGAGACGAGCUGGUGCGGGACGAGCAGGUGUCCAGCAGGCGGGGGUGUCCUGAGCCGAUAUUGAUAUCAGAUGUGGGCCCGAUAUCAUCAGGAAAACAAAGACAACUAGAGGACUAUUUGAACAAGCUGCUGAAGAUGUCCAUGUACCGCAAAUACCACCACACUAUGGAGUUUAUCGACGUCAGCCAGCUGUCGUUCAUCCACGACCUCGGCCCUAAGGGACUGGAAGGGAUGAUUUACAAGCGCUCAGGUGGUCACCGCAUCCCGGGUUUGAACUGCUGUGGUCACACCAAGGCUUGUUAUCGCUGGUCCAAACGCUGGCUGGUGGUGAAGGACUCCUUCCUGCUCUACAUGAAGCCCGACUCGGGCGCCAUCUCCUUCGUCCUGCUGCUGGAUAAAGAGUUCAGCAUCAGGAUGGAUUCCAAAGACACCGAGACCAAACACGGAGUCAGGAUUGACAGUUUGUCCAGGACGUUGGUGUUCAAGUGCAGCAGCUACAGACACGCCCGCUGGUGGGGUCAAAGCAUCGAGAGCUUGGUGAGGAACUACGGCAAGGCCUUCCUCCAAGAUCACCGCUUUGGCUCCUUUGCACAGGAGCAGGAAAACAUUCUGGCCAAAUGGUACGUGAAUGGAAAAACCUACAUGGAGGACGUGGCCAACGCCUUGGAGGAGGCCAGGGAGGAGAUCUUCAUCACAGACUGGUGGCUGAGUCCUGAGAUCUUCCUGAAGAGACCCGUGGUGGAGGGGAACCACUGGAGACUGGACUGCACACUCAAGCGCAAAGCUCAACAAGGAGUGCGCGUGUUUGUCAUGUUGUACAAAGAGGUGGAGUUGGCGCUGGGCAUCAACUCGGGCUACACCAAGAGGACCCUCAUGCACCUGCACCCCCACAUCAAGGUGAUGCGCCAUCCAGACCACGUGUCCUCCUCCGUCUACCUGUGGGCGCACCACGAGAAGAUAGUCGUCGUCGACCAGUCGGUGGCCUUUGUGGGCGGGAUCGACCUGGCGUACGGUCGCUGGGACGACCGGGAGCACCGGCUGACGGAUGUGGGCAGCGUCACCCGCUCGGUGGCGCUCGAGCAGGCCGCCAACACCCCACCAGGCAAGGUGGCUCCGCCCCUCGGUGACGGCAUCUCCCACAGCAACGGCGGAGGGACGCCGCCCGCCGACGGCGUGGAGCUGCCGAGGCUGAAGGGCGUCGGCCGCAGCCGGCGGUCUCGCUUCAGUCUGUACCGCCACCUGCACAAGCACGCCCUGCAGCCCGCCGACAGCGUCAGCAGCGUGGACAGUUCAGGAAGCGGCUCGCUGCACAGCCUGAAGACGGGCGUUGGAGAGCUGCAGGGAAACACUCGCUUCUGGCACGGAAAAGACUACUGCAACUUUGUUUACAAGGACUGGAUCCAGCUGGAAAAACCCUUUGAUGACUUUAUCGACCGCUACACCACGCCCAGGAUGCCGUGGCACGACAUCGCCGCCGCGGUCCACGGCCGAGCCGCCCGGGACGUGGCGAGGCACUUCAUCCAGCGCUGGAACUUCACCAAGAUCAUGAAACCAAAGUACCGCUCCCUGUCUUAUCCAUUCCUGCUGCCCAAGUCUCACUCCAGUGCCAAUGAGCUCAGACACCAAGUCCCCGGCUGUGUCAACACCAGAGUGCAGGUCCUGCGUUCAGCGUCUGAUUGGUCGGCGGGGAUCAAGUACCACGAGGAGUCCAUCCACUGCGCCUACAUCCAAGUCAUCGCCAAGAGCAACCACUACAUUUACAUCGAGAACCAGUUCUUCAUCAGCUGUGCCGACAACCGCUUUGUGUACAACAAAAUCGGAGACGCCAUCAUCCAGCGGAUCAUCAGGGCGCACAACGAGGGUAAGAAGUACCGGGUGUACGUGGUGACCCCCCUGCUUCCCGGCUUUGAGGGCGACAUCACCACAGGCGGAGGAAACGCCAUCCAGGCCGUCAUGCACUUUAACUACAGGACUAUGAUCCGGGGGGAGCACUCCAUCAUCUCCCGGCUGAAGACAGAGAUGGACGACCAGUGGAUGAACUACAUCUCCUUCGCCGGCCUGCGCACGCACGCCGACUUGGAAGGUCGCCUGGUGACCGAGCUCAUCUACGUGCACAGCAAGAUGCUCAUCGCCGACGACAACACCGUCGUCAUCGGCUCGGCCAACAUCAACGACAGGAGCAUGCUGGGUAAACGAGACAGCGAGGUGGCGGUGAUUGUGGAGGACACGGAGAAGGUCCCCUCUGUGAUGGACGGGAGAGACUAUGAAGCUGGUCCCUACGCGCUGCAGCUGCGGCUGGAAUGCUUCAGGACCAUCCUCGGCGGGCACAGCGACGCCAGCAUCGACCUCCGUGACCCCAUCAGUGACCGCUUCUACAAGGAAGUGUGGAUGACCACGGCCGGCCGCAACGCCACCAUCUAUGAGAAGGUGUUCCGCUGCCUCCCGUCCUCGCUGGUGCGCAACAUGUCAGAGCUGGAAAAGUACCAGUCCGAGCCCGGUCUGGCCCAGACCGACCUGGCCCGGGCCCAGGAGGAGCUGCGGAAAAUACGAGGCUUUUUGGUGCAGUUUCCCCUGGACUUCCUGUCCGAGCAGAACCUCAUGCCCUCUGUGGGCACCAAGGAGGGCAUGGUGCCCACGGAGAUCUGGACGUAGGACCACGCCCGGGACUCUACUGGACUUGUUGGGGGCCAAGGAGGCCAGAAGGGACUAUGGUAAGACUAAGAUGGCCUCAGGCUGACUUCACCUGGUCCUCAUCCCCGCUAGAACUGCUUCACUGACUUCAGCACAGCGAGCUUCACACUCUGCUGCCUUCCAGCCCGGCUGAAGGCCAGCAGACCUAAGAAGUCCACUUUACCAGUUCUGGAUGAGACCUCACCAGGUGACCAUCGCAGGUUUGACAAAUAUUCCACACAGCAGAUUUGGAUUCUUUUAGUUCUGUCACAUAAUAAGUGAUGCAAGUAUAUUUCUGGGACUCGUGUUGAAUUCUAACCUGAGGAAUGUGCUAGAACAGGGGUCCCCAAACUAUGGUCCGAGUGCCAGACCUGAGGAAUAUGCUAGACCAGGGGUCCCCAAACUAUGGCUUGAGGGCCAGACCUGAGGAAUAUGCUAGACCAGGGGUCCCCAAACUAUGGUCCGAGUGCCAGACCUGAGGAAUAUGCUAGACCAGGGGUCCCCAAACUAUGGUCCGAGUGCCAGACCUGAGGAAUAUGCUAGACCAGGGGUCCCCAAACUAUGGCCUGAGGGCCAGACCUGAGGACUAUGCUAGACCUGGGGUCCCCAAACUAUGGCCUGAGGGCCAGACCUGAGGAAUAUGCUAGACCAGGGGUCCCCAAACUAUGGCCUGAGGGCCAGACCUGAGGAAUAUGCUAGACCAGGGGUCCCCAAACUAUGGUCCGAGUGCCAGACCUGAGGAAUAUGCUAGACCAGGGGUCCCCAAACUAUGGUCCGAGUGCCAGACCUGAGGAAUAUGCUAGACCAGGGGUCCCCAAACUAUGGCCUGAGGGCCAGACCUGAGGACUAUGCUAGACCUGGGGUCCCCAAACUAUGGCCUGAGGGCCAGACCUGAGGAAUAUGCUAGACCAGGGGUCCCCAAACUAUGGCCUGAGGGCCAGACCUGAGGAAUAUGCUAGACCAGGGGUCCCCAAACUAUGGUCCGAGUGCCAGACCUGAGGAAUAUGCUAGACCAGGGGUCCCCAAACUAUGGUCCGAGUGCCAGACCUGAGGAAUAUGCUAGACCAGGGGUCCCCAAACUAUGGCCUGAGGACCAGACACGGCCGGCAAGCGUCCAUAAUCCGACCUGAGUAAAAAAAAAAAAAGAAACAUUUUUAAAUGUGUUUUUUAUUAUAUAUUUGUAUGUACAUACAUAUAUAUGUAUGUAUGUAUGUAUGUAUGUAUGUAUGUAUGUAUGUAUGUAUGCAUCAAAAAGUGUGUGGACCCCUGUACUAGAACAUAAUAAUAACUGACUUUUCAGACAGUGCUUUGGUUUGGAAUAUUUGAGUUAUGAUGCAAAAAAAAAGUCCUAACAGUUCUUUUAAAAAGUCAAUUUUAGAAUCUUUUUUUAUCAAUCAAUUUUAGAACCUGGGAUGGCGAGGAGAGCAAAAUUGACAAAAAUUCAACCAGCAGACAGCAUUUAAAUUUGGAUUAUCUGAGUGAGAAAAGAAAAAUACCUCAUCAUUUUUUUCAUGAAGUAUAUUUCAGCUUCUGGCCAGUUUGAACCCCCAUGAAUAUUACAAAAUGUCCAAAUAAGCAACUUUUUAACCAACCCAGCACACAGGAAAGUGUUUUUCAACAAAACAACAACAAAGUCCUUGAAAGUGCAGACUUAGUUGUUGUUGGGGACCAGAGGACUCUGAUAUCAGCCUGGGAGACAAUCCCAGGUCACAUCAUCAUGUUGAGCAGCAGGUGGCGCUGCUUUACUGAAAUUCUGACCUUUUUUUUUUUUCUUCUUUUUUUAACAAAAGUCUUUUAUUAUUAUUGCUGGUGCCUUGUUAGUUCAUUGAUAUAUCUUCUUGUAUAACUGUCAUUUUUUUACCGUUUUGAUGUGAAUUCUAGCAAGCACUUGCACUCCCAAUGAGUUUUGUCAAGCUGGAAGAAAGCACAAAGUCUACUUUAAAGAUGCUGGAUCGGGGGAGAAACAGCUGGAAUUCCACUUUUAUUCAAACUAAACAAAGUCUUUACUUACUGAAGCUGCAUUGUUCUUUUCUCUUUUUGCCUUUUGGACCGAGACCAUGGACUUGUUUUGGCGUCCAUGAUUGUAUUUAGCAAACUAACUCUCACCUGCGCCAAGCCUCCUGUUUUCAUGAAGGAAACAACAAAGACUGGAUUCUGUACCUCCUUUUUCCACUUCUGUGGUUUUGGACACUUGCAAUUUUCUGUCCGUUUGGCUGACAUUGAAAUGGCUGACAAAUACAACUUGUCCAGUCCUCCAA